Pygocentrus nattereri (red-bellied piranha) is the source of this 974-nucleotide messenger RNA. It is a transcript of the gene dynlt1, whose product is annotated as dynein light chain Tctex-type 1. NCBI's taxonomy places the organism in Eukaryota, Metazoa, Chordata, Actinopteri, Characiformes, Serrasalmidae. Gene Ontology annotation, biological process: microtubule-based movement. Bases 107 to 448 code for a protein of 113 amino acids. Gene Ontology annotation, cellular component: cytoplasmic dynein complex; cytoplasm. The record is from RefSeq and is a predicted model, not a curated record. Gene Ontology annotation, molecular function: dynein intermediate chain binding. The transcript has 5 exons.
GUAGCUGCGCUUUAAGGCGCCACAGCGCUGCGUUUACGGUUUCCGUGGUAACGGCGCGCGGUAGCUUUAGCUGCUAACAGAAGAGGAUACAAACAAACGCGGCGCCAUGGAGGAUUUCCAGACUGGAGAAGAGACUGCCUUUGUCGUGGAGGAAGUGAGCGCCAUCGUCAAAGAGGCGGUUGAAGGAGCCAUUGGUGGGAACGCGUAUCAGCACAGCAGAGUGAACCAGUGGACCAAUAAUGUGGUGGAGCAGUGUCUCAGUCAGCUCAGCAAACUGGGAAAACCAUUCAAGUACAUCGUUACCUGCAUCAUCAUGCAGAAGAACGGAGCUGGUCUGCAGACGGCCUGCUCAUGUUUCUGGGACAACACCACCGACGGCAGUUGUACAGUGAGGUGGGAGAAUAAAUCCAUGUACUGCAUCGUCAGCGUCUUCGGACUCGCGAUUUGAGCUGCAGGUGCCUGGACUGGACAGCUCUGGUACUACGGAUCAGAAAGUGGUGUCUUAGUGAAAACAUCUUAAAUCUGGUUAAUUCAUCUAAUAUUUCUCAUUAUGAGUCUGCUGUAAGAAUAUAAGAAGAUUAUUGAGCUUAUUUUUAGAUAUUUAUUAUCGUUUUAAGCAGUUUUAUCUAAGGAAAGUGUCUUUAAUCCAUUGGCAGAUUUCUGAUUUAGAGAAAUGAUCAUUUUGCUUAUUUUAAGAAGAAGUGCCUGAAACAACAAGUAGUGAUCUGCUGAUGGAGCGCUUGUGUAAGAGAAAACUGCUUAAAACAAGUAGAAAACGUCUCGAAAUGAGUGGAAUAAUUUUGUAAUCUUCUUACAGUGAGAAAUAUAUUUAUUAACUACAUUUAAGAUGGAAGAUUUUGGCUUGCUGUCAUUUUUUGUGGUGGUACAUCGGAACCAGGAAAGGGCUUUUUUGCUGUAUGACGGUCGUUCCAACAGUUUCUAACUUGGUACAAAUACAUUAUUUUGCAGUUUCA